Messenger RNA from Loxodonta africana (African savanna elephant), 1967 nucleotides. It is a transcript of the gene TAFAZZIN, whose product is annotated as tafazzin, phospholipid-lysophospholipid transacylase. The record is from RefSeq and is a predicted model, not a curated record. Gene Ontology annotation, cellular component: mitochondrial membrane. Gene Ontology annotation, biological process: inner mitochondrial membrane organization; cardiolipin acyl-chain remodeling. The transcript has 8 exons. The coding region runs from base 335 to 1213 and encodes 292 amino acids. Gene Ontology annotation, molecular function: 1-acylglycerophosphocholine O-acyltransferase activity. Lineage: Eukaryota; Metazoa; Chordata; Mammalia; Proboscidea; Elephantidae.
CGGUGGGGAGCCAGGCGCACAGAGGCCGGUUCGUUUCCGGUGGGCGGGCGGCUCCCCAGCGGUUCUUCCUCUCUUUUCUGGUCCCUUCUGGCCUCGGCGCUGGCCCGGACGCCGGUUGCGGCUCGUCUGUGGCCAGAGAAUGGGGGCGGGCCGGGUUCGGCUCUGCCUCGCGAAGUGACCUUGGCCGAGUUGCCUGAGGCGCCGGCGGCGCCUGUCUGUGGAGGCGUGGCCGGCGAGGAGCGUGCUCCCCGCGCGUGAGGCUGAGGCGCUGACCCGGCACGGGACGCCCUGACCGCCCCGCGUGGCGGGGAGGGGCGAUGCCCCUACACGUGAAAUGGCCGUUCCCCUCGGUGCCGCCGCUGUCCUGGACCCUGGCCAGCAGCCUCGUCAUGGGCCUGGUGGGCACCUACAGCUGCUUCUGGACCAAGUACAUGAACCACCUCACCGUCCACAACAAGGAAGUGCUGUACGAGCUCAUCGAGAACCGGGGCCCCACUACCCCGCUCAUCACCGUCUCCAACCACCAGUCCUGCAUGGACGACCCUCAUCUCUGGGGGAUCCUGAAACUUCGCCACAUCUGGAACCUGAAGUUGAUGCGUUGGUGAGGAGGAAUGGGCCCCACCUGUCUCUGCCCAGAUUUGCCUUCCUCCUGCUCUGCCCAGGAGGCGGCGUCCAGCAGUCCAGGACCCCAGCAGCUGCAGACAUCUGCUUCACCAAGGAGCUGCACUCCCACUUCUUCAGCUUGGGCAAGUGCGUGCCCGUGUGCCGAGGAGACGGUGUCUAUCAGAAGGGGAUGGACUUCAUUUUGGAGAAGCUCAACCAUGGGGACUGGGUGCAUAUCUUUCCUGAAGGGAAAGUGAACAUGAGCUCUGAGUUCCUGCGCUUCAAGUGGGGGGGCUGGCCCAGGAAGCCAGUUCCAGCGAUGGAGGGCAGGGCUCCCAUCAACGCUUCCGUCCAUCCUUGGGCAGGAAUCGGGCGCCUGAUUGCCGAGUGUCAUCUCAACCCCAUCAUUCUUCCACUGUGGCAUGUCGAAGAUUACUGUACUCAUCGGGAAGCCCUUCAGCACCCUGCCCGUGCUCGAGCGGCUCCGGGCAGAGAACAAGUCGGCUGUGAGUGUCCUCCUGGCUCCCCUGUAGCUGUCCUUAGCCGUCACGUGCCCACUCAGUCACCAGGUCUCCUCCACCCAGGUAGAGAUGCGCAAAGCCCUGACUGACUUCAUUCAGGAGGAGUUCCAGUGCCUGAAGGCCCAGGCUGAGCAGCUUCACAACCAUUUGCAUCCCCGGACAUAGGGGGUGAGGAGCCAGCACCACCCCAGCCUGGGAGGGGCCCAGGUCAAGGCUGGGAAGGAGGCAGCACCCCGACCUCAGAGCCAGCCAGCUGGGGCUAUCAGUGCUCCCUUCUGGGUUCUCGCCCUAGGCAGAGCCAGGCUGGGCAGGGUCUGAUGCCCUCAGCUUAGAUGAUUUUUAGACCAAUCUGUAAGCCUUCAUGGGGUCUCUCUUGCUUGGUGAGCUCUCCAGCCCCUGUUGUUAUUCAGUUUUAGAAGGGCCUCAGCUGUUCCAUCCCCUUUGUCAAGAAAGGAGGAAGUAACUUAGGCGCCAGCCUUCUUCCUUCUUUUGUUCAGGGUUCUCUGUGAGGGGCUGGCAUUGGGAGGGAGGGUAGCAGGCAGGUGAGCAGGUGGCCAGGUUGGACCUGUGGGAGGGAGCCCAGGAGGCCUCUUGGCCUGGAUCCUGCCUGCCCGCCUGCCCUUGCUGACCUGGAAGCAGCUCACCACCUCCUCAGGGAUGGCUGCAGAGCAAGUCUUCCUUCUACGCCUGAGCCUCGCGCACAAGAGCGUCAGGCAGGGCCAAACGGCACCUGCAAUGAGAGCCACCUCUGCCUCCAUCCCUCUGCCUCCCCCACAGUACUUGAGCCCUGUGGACCUGGGUUUUCGUGUAGUUUUGGACAAUAAAACGUGUUGUGCUGUUUUA